CCAUCGUUACGGUCGUCCGUCAUUAUUAUAAUAUCACACUCGUGUUAAAACUUAAUAAUACUUUUUAUACCGGCAAUAAGUUAAAAGAUGUGUGCUGUUUUUUUUCACGUCGUUUGAUUUGUUAUUAAAUUAUAUAAUAAUCGCAUUUUUUUUUUACCCACUUUAAUAUUGUCUGUUAUUUUUACCGUCCGUUAUCGAUGAGCACGAUGCUGAUCAAUCAAUGUCGUACGUUGAUGCGCCGACCGUUGCCUGUCAAUUGUUACGCUGUCGCUAGGUGUUCGACAAAAGCUCCAAUAAAAGAUGGAGAAUUCAGAGUGUUGGACUUGAAAAGAAAAGCUAUUAAACAUCAGGAAAAAAAGAAAUAUAUAAAAACCAUAACAAUGCCUCCUAGAGAGACGAGCAUGCCAAUUGAUCAAGAUUGGUCGAGUGUGUGGCCGGGACCAAAGACUUUUCAUCCGGCUUCCGUUCCCCUAGCACUGCGGCAAGGUUACGAUCAAAAAAGAGCUUCACCUGGCAAAUAUGGCAACGCCGAAUUAAUGAAAAUCCCAAAUUUUCUGCAUCUCACACCUCCCGCCGUUAAAAAACACUGUGCCGCUAUAAAGAAAUUUUGUACUGAAUGGCCGAAAGGUUUGGAAACCGACAGUGAUUGCGAUACGCAUUUUCCCGUGUCAGUAACGACCACGGACUAUUGUCAUUCGUCGCCAACUAUUAAAGAUCCAAAAGCUCGGAUCGUCACAAUCAAAGUCAGUCUGAGUUCUUUAAAUUUAGAUGAACACGCUAGAGAUAAAAUGUUGAGGUUGGUCGGAGAACGGUACGACGAAGAGUCAGACACAAUUACCAUCGUUACCGAUCGAUGUCCCACGAGACAUCAAAACUAUGAUUACUCGAUUUACGUUCUAACCGCGUUGUAUCACGAAUCCAAUACUUUUGAAGAAUGGGAAAAGUUAAAACAAGAAGCCGAUAUGGAACACUAUAUUUGGGAGAAUAACCCAUCAAAAAAAGCAUACGUUUCGUUUGUACAAUAUCCAAAAGAAGUGACCGAAGAAGACGUGAAAUCCUAUUCUAUCGAUAACGACUCUGUAGGACAAACAUACAAACAGGUCGUGUCGGACUUGCUAAACAACGGUGAAGACGAGUAUACUUUAAGCAAGUACAGAGAAGCUGCAUAUGCCGUUUUAAUACCGCAAGUUUCUCAAGCUUCGAUUUAAAAUGAUAAAAUACACGGUAUAUUAACUAAGCAAAUAUUUGUACAAUAACAUAAUAUAAUAAGUUUUAUUUAGAAUCAUCUAA
Molecule: messenger RNA, 1290 nt
Organism: Adelges cooleyi (spruce gall adelgid)
Lineage: Eukaryota; Metazoa; Arthropoda; Insecta; Hemiptera; Adelgidae
Gene: mRpS35
Product: 28S ribosomal protein S35, mitochondrial
Exons: 6
Coding region: 198-1208 (336 amino acids)
Biological process (GO): mitochondrial translation
Cellular component (GO): mitochondrial small ribosomal subunit
Molecular function (GO): structural constituent of ribosome
Source: RefSeq, a predicted model, not a curated record